Molecule: messenger RNA, 1510 nt
Organism: Morone saxatilis (striped sea-bass)
Lineage: Eukaryota; Metazoa; Chordata; Actinopteri; Moronidae
Product: E3 ubiquitin-protein ligase TRIM21-like
Exons: 2
Coding region: 1-996 (331 amino acids)
Molecular function (GO): protein binding
Source: RefSeq, a predicted model, not a curated record
AUGGGCAACACAGAGAUCCAACAUUCAGUCAAGGUCAGCAGGGAAAAUGCAGACAGAGAGAAAGCGGUUAGUGUUCAUGUCUUCACCAAGCUGAAGGAGGCUAUUGAGAAAAAACAGGUCAAAGUCUCUGAGAUGAUUGAAGAGAAGCAGAGAAAGACAGAGAAACAGGCUGAAGACUUCAUCAAAGAGCUGGAACAGGAAAUCUCUGAGCUGAAGAAGAGAAGUGCUGAGCUGAAGCAGCUCUUACAUUCUAAAGACCACCUUAACCUCCUCCAAAACUUCCCUUCUCUGCAUGCUGCUCCACAAACCAAAGACUGGAAAGAGAGCAUACCCUGUCCACCUUCAUAUGAGGGGAAUGUGAGGCCAGCUGUUGUUAAGAUGUUGGAGAUACUUAAACAUGACAUGGAGAAGCUAUUCCCAAAGGCUGAGCUCAAGACGGUCCAGCAGUCUGCAGUGGAUGUGACACUUGAUCCUGAUACAGCAAAUCCCAAACUCAUUUUGUCUGAAGAUGGGAAACAAGUCCAUCACAGUGAUGUAAAGAAGGAUCUCCCAGAUAACCCAGAGAGAUUUUCUCAUUGUACCUGUGUCUUAGGGAAGCAGAUCAAUUCUUCAGGAUUUUACUUCGAGGUUCAGGUUAAAGGGAAGACUGAUUGGGUUGUAGGAGUUGCCAGAGAGUCAAUCAACAGAAAGGGGUUAAUCACUAUUAACUCUAAGAACGGUUGCUGGACUGUAUGUCUGAGGAAUGAUAAUGUGUAUUGUGCUCUUGCUGACCCUCCAGUCCGUCUCUCUCUGCAGUCUCAGCCUGAGAAGGUGGGGGUGUUUGUGGAUUAUGAGGAGGGUCUGGUCUCCUUCUAUGAUGUGGAUGCUGCAAAUUUCAUCCAUGCCUUCACCAGCUGCUCCUUCACCGAAAAAGUCCUCCCGUUCUUCAACCCCUGUUUUAAUCAGGGUGGUAAAAACUCCGCCCCUCUGAUCAUCUGUCCUGUCAACCCUACUUAGACAAAGUUCUUGUAAGUGUAGCAAAUGUCCAUAUAGUGGUACAGAGUUUUUCAUUCAUUCAUUCAUUAUAAUUAAUGUGGAUUUUACCAUCUUUAUGAUACAUUACAUUGCUACUGACUACUGCAACACAAUAAUUUGAUAACAAAUAAUGGAAUUGAUAAUGAUAAUGUAGUUUAAUCUAUAGCGGUCUUUAAAAGUCAAAACACCACAGAUUCCAAUACAAGCUUUGAUAUUUUUCUUAUGUAUAUAUUGCAGAGUUAACUUAUGUUGUUUGGCAUACUUUUUGACCUCUGUUUUUGCCUACUUGUCCAAGCAUCAUCUUCCUGAUUUUAUGAAAAUUAUUCAAAUGAAGAUUUAACAGCAGGUGAACGGUUAUGUCUUUGUGUUUGUGUCAAGUUUAACAUUGGUUUUCAUUGAAAAAGAACACCAUCAUAGAUAAUAAUAUGAUGACGUUUUUUCAAAUGUUUUGUAACAUUUAUUAAAUUGCUGAUGUUUAACUUCUCAUUUUACCAUU